This is a messenger RNA of Cuscuta europaea, 1419 nucleotides long. Lineage: Eukaryota; Viridiplantae; Streptophyta; Magnoliopsida; Solanales; Convolvulaceae. The record is from the annotation of a GenBank genome assembly.
CGAGAUUUUACAUUUUAAAAUAUCCUCCGUAUUCAUUUCGUCAUCGAGCCCUCCAAAGUUUCGCAAUUAAGGAAACGGCGUGGAAUUGACUCCUUGCGCUGAAUUUUGUUGGCGGUGUUCCCGUCCGGGUGAACGACGAGAGCAUUGCCGGCGGCGGCGACGAUCGACAAUGAUUCAGAGCCUCGUAUAUUUCCUGUCGGAGCACCCUUCGAUUCUCACCUUCCGUUGGAGCCACAGCAAAUUGUGGGCCAGCACGUGGUCGUUCGUGUUCGCCGCAAUCGCCGCCUAUGUCGCCUCCUCUCUCCUCCUCCACCUCCUUCUCCUCCUCCUCUUCCGCCACCGCCGCCCCCUGCCUCUGGGUCCGAUCCCCGCCCUCCACUCCCUCGCGAUGGCGCUAAUCUCCCUCACAAUCUUCGCCGGGAUCCUCCUCUCAGCCGCCGCAGAGAUCCGCGACACCAGGUGGUUCUGGCGCCGCUCCAAGACCACGCCCUUCCAGUGGCUCCUCUGUUUCCCCAUAGGCACGCGCGCCUCCGGGCGCGUGUUCUUCUGGUCGUACGUCUUCUACCUGUCCAGAUUCCUCCACACCGUCCGGACAUCAUUCACCAUUCUCCGGCGCCGGAAGCUCUCCGCAUUCCAGAUCUUCAACCACUCGAUUCUCAUAUUCAUGUCCUUCCUGUGGCUGGAAUUCUCCCAGUCCUUCCAAAUCCUCGCGAUUCUGCUCACCACAUCGAUCUACUCCGUCGUGUACGGCUACAGAUUCUGGACGGCGAUUGGGCUCCCGAGCGCGUGCUUCCCGUUCGUGGUAAUUUGCCAGGUGGUCCUCCUCGGCUGCAACCUGCUCUGCCACGUCGGAGUUCUGUUGCUUCAUUUCUUGAAAGGCGGCUGCAAUGGAAUCGGGGCAUGGGUUUUCAAUUCCGUCCUCAACGCCGCCAUUCUGCUGCUGUUCCUCAAUUUCUACGUCAAGAUGCACCUCCCCGAGAGAAAGAGAAACGUCGCCGGAAAAAAUGACUUCCCGGCAGUCGAACAAUCUAGAAUGUUUGACUCGGUCUUCCAACCCAAGACAAAGAUUAAGGAAUAAGGCCGGUUUCACUAGCUAGCUAAGCUGUACCUUGUUGCCUUGGACAAUCUGUAUUUGAUGUUGUCUUUGCCUCGAUCAAUUGCUCUGGGAUUGGAUUAUUGUAAUAAUAAAAAUCCCAUUCAUACAUUUUCUGGAUUGGAUUAUUUAUUUACUCUAUUUACGUAGUUUAUUAGGUUUGUAUAUAAAUACUUUUGUAUAUAUUCGUAUUAUUUAGUAAUUGAAGAUUAAGAUCAGACUUGAGUAAUAAUAAAGUUAGAUGAUCAUGGAAAUUAUUUGAGUAAGUUUACUUGAGGGAACACAAAUGUAUAAUAUAAUAAUGGCUUUGCUACCUAGUAAGGAAC